Molecule: messenger RNA, 693 nt
Organism: Diaporthe citri
Lineage: Eukaryota; Fungi; Ascomycota; Sordariomycetes; Diaporthales; Diaporthaceae
Exons: 6
Coding region: 1-693 (230 amino acids)
Biological process (GO): glutathione metabolic process
Cellular component (GO): mitochondrion; peroxisome
Molecular function (GO): glutathione transferase activity; glutathione peroxidase activity
Source: RefSeq, a predicted model, not a curated record
AUGGGAGGCCGGAUCGAUUGCUAUAUUGACAUUGCGUCCUUUUACAGCUACCUCGGUUUCGUAUACCUGGUCGAGAACCUGAGAACUCUUGAGUCUCAUGGCGUCCAAGUAGAGUUCCACCCCGUCUUGCUCGGCGGCAUUAUGGCUGGGUCGGGCAAUAAUCCACCCUGGUUCAACCAAACAAAGGCGAAGUAUGGGGUCUUCGAGGGCAGGAGAGCAACAGCCCGCGCAGGGAAACCAGAAAUACAGUUCCCCGAGGAUCUCAUGCCCAUGAGCCAUACUGUUCUCCCAAUGCGAGCUCUACACUAUAUCAAAGCCAAUUAUCCUCGUGAGGUGUACCAUACCACCUGGGCUCAUCUGUUCCAGAAGUUCUGGACGCCUCCGAACCUCAACCUCACCAAGGUUGACGUCUUGGCCGGGGUCCUCUCCGAGUUCAAGGAGUUCUCACCCGAGGAAUGCGAGCAAAUUUUGGCCGCGGCCAAGUCGCAGGAGGCCAAGAACGCGCUCACCAAGGCCACGCAGUCGGCCCUCGACAAGGGAGCGUUCGGUGCGCCUUGGCUGUGGGUGAGGAACGACAGAGGGGAGGCUGAGCCCUUCUUUGGUAGCGACAGGUUCCAUUUCAUAUACAAGUACCUGGGUCUGCCUCAUCAGGACAUCGCCCUCUUGCCGCCAGGGGCCAAGUCCAAGCUGUAG